This is a messenger RNA of Aspergillus pseudonomiae, 1456 nucleotides long. It is a transcript of the gene ssuA, whose product is annotated as RNA polymerase II subunit A C-terminal domain phosphatase. The transcript is spliced from 2 exons. The record is from RefSeq and is a predicted model, not a curated record. Lineage: Eukaryota; Fungi; Ascomycota; Eurotiomycetes; Eurotiales; Aspergillaceae. Gene Ontology annotation, cellular component: nucleus; mRNA cleavage and polyadenylation specificity factor complex. The coding region runs from base 177 to 1049 and encodes 290 amino acids. Gene Ontology annotation, molecular function: RNA polymerase II CTD heptapeptide repeat phosphatase activity. Gene Ontology annotation, biological process: termination of RNA polymerase II transcription.
CAACGCAGCCGCAGAAUUAUAGUUAGUAGACCUAAUUGCAGAUAAUGCGACGACCCUCUAAGGGACCUACUAGUGAACACAUCUUCCAGCCUCCUUGAUUCUUACUGAACCCUUCCCCUUCCUCAUCACACAUACACACUUAUUCUUGUGUUGGUCUGCAUAUAAUUCUUUGCAACAUGGUCUAUGAUCCACGAUUAGCCAGUGCGGGCACUGCCACUCCGGAUCCCCCGCCUCCUCCCCCUCCCCCUCCUGAGUCUGCCAUGGCAGCACCAACGGAAACCGAGUCUUCAGACGGGACUGCAGCCGCACCCUCCCAGGAGCAGCAGUCAGACUCUUACAAACUUAGAUUUUGCACGGUGUGUGCCUCGAACCAAAACCGUUCGAUGGAAGCCCAUCUCCGUCUAUCUACUGCACCGUCUCCCUUCCCUGUUAUCUCCUUUGGGACGGGCUCCCUGGUCCGUCUGCCAGGCCCAUCCAUUACGCAACCUAAUGUGUACAAUUUCAAUACCACCUCGUAUUCUCAAAUGUACGAGGAAUUGUUCUCCAAGGAUGAGAGGCUCUAUCGUAACAACGGGCUUCUAAACAUGCUCGAACGCAACCGGAACCUGAAAUGGGGCCCGGAGCGCUUCCAAGACUGGGUCCCCGGUAUGCCCCGCGUGGACCACGUCUCGAAAGGCGACAAAGGCGCCUUAGGGACCGAGGGCGGUGUGGUCGAUGUCAUCAUCACCUGUGAGGAGCGGUGCUGGGAUGCCGUUGUGGACGAUCUCAUGAAUAAAGGAUCGCUCCUCAACCGACCCGUCCAUGUAUUCAAUGUCGAUAUUAAAGAUAACCACGAGGAAGCUCUGGUCGGAGGAAAGGCCAUUCUCGAACUAGCUAAUCGACUCAACGAGGCUGCCGUCCAAGAACGCAAAGCGAAUAAUCCUGAAGGCUGGGAAAAUGGAACCGGUGAAGCUCGAAGGAGUUUCGAUGAGAAGGUCCCGGAAAUUCUUGCGGCUUGGCAGGAGAAGUGGCCGAAUUUGCCGGCACUGUGGACUCUGGCUUGGCUCUAGCCGUUAGAAGUUUUAAAUUCUAAUUACAUGUCAAUCUAUCUGUUUACAGAAUCUCUAUACCCUUUUGUUUUUCAGGAAAUUCUAUGCACACCCGAUAGAUGAAGUUCCGUCAGGGUCAACGAACAUUGGCUCUCGUUGGCUAGGUAGUAAUCUGGGUGCUUCGUUCUCCGCGACUGGCAAUGGAAAUCUGACCUCUACCCUUCCUCUCUCUUCUACAAUCGAGCGUAUGAUCUAUUUGCAAUCCGUGCGUGUUAGCUUUUUCCGUAUACUCUUCAUUCUAUACCCUUACGGGCAAGGCUUCGAGACGUUUAAAUGACCAAGCUAAAGAUCACCCUUAACACCGGGAACAAAGAUGGAUUGUAAUGAUCGAUAUGAAAUUUCCUGAACAUAGUUCAUGUAGAUAGAAU